This is a messenger RNA of Mesitornis unicolor (brown roatelo), 1369 nucleotides long. RefSeq names its product delta(4)-desaturase, sphingolipid 1 (gene DEGS1). The transcript is spliced from 2 exons. Lineage: Eukaryota; Metazoa; Chordata; Aves; Mesitornithiformes; Mesitornithidae. The record is from RefSeq and is a predicted model, not a curated record. Gene Ontology annotation, cellular component: membrane. The coding region runs from base 25 to 888 and encodes 287 amino acids. Gene Ontology annotation, biological process: ceramide biosynthetic process. Gene Ontology annotation, molecular function: sphingolipid delta-4 desaturase activity.
AAACAUCCGGAGAUAAAAGCGUUGAUGAAGCCAGACUACAACUUGAUCUGGGUGGUUGUGCUGAUGGUUCUUGCACAGUUGACUGCAUUUUACCUAGUUAAAGACUUGGACUGGAAAUGGGUAAUCUUCUGGGCCUAUGUUUUUGGAAGCUGUAUCAGCCACUCCAUGACUCUGGCGAUUCAUGAGAUCUCUCACAAUAGUGCCUUUGGCAACAGCAAAGCCAUGUGGAACCGAUGGUAUGGAAUAUUUGCCAACCUCCCUCUUGGUCUCCCAUACUCCAUAUCCUUCAAGAGAUACCACAUGGAUCACCAUCGUUACUUGGGUGGCGAUGGAAUUGAUGUGGACAUUCCAACCAACUUUGAAGGCUGGUUUUUCUGCACUCGUUUUAGGAAGUUCAUAUGGAUUGUUCUUCAGCCUUUUUUCUAUGCGAUUAGACCUCUCUGCAUCAAUCCCAAACCCAUUACUCGACUUGAAAUAAUCAAUUUGUUGGCUCAGCUUUCCUUUGAUGUCAUGAUAUAUUAUUUAUGGGGAGUUAAAUCCAUUUUUUACAUGCUUGCUGGGUCAGUACUUGGCCUUGGGUUGCAUCCAAUUUCAGGACACUUCAUAGCUGAACAUUACAUGUUUUUAAAAGGACAUGAGACUUACUCCUACUAUGGGCCGCUUAAUUUGCUCACUUUUAAUGUUGGCUAUCACAAUGAACAUCAUGACUUCCCCAAUAUUCCUGGGAAGAGCCUUCCACUGGUGAAGAAAAUAGCAGCUGAAUACUAUGACAACCUGCCACAAUAUAACUCUUGGAUAAAAGUACUGUAUGACUUCGUGAUGGACGACACAAUCAGCCCAUAUUCACGCAUGAAAAGGCAAUUAAAGGGUGAAGUGAAGGAAGAUUAAACUUCUGGCAACCAAAAAACUUUGAAAUGUCUGCUUGCUUUAAAGUGGCUGGUAUAAGGUCUCUUGCUAAAGAUGUUCACCAGUGUCCUACAUAAAGAUUACAGCAACAUAGCAAUGCAUCCUUAAGGAUUUUGUAGCAGACUCCUACCAGCUAUAACAUUCCUUGCAGUCCUCAGAUUCAUGGAUUUAAUGUGUGUAUGUUUGCCCAAGGAUCAGUGUUAUAUGCAUAAUGCUAAAUCACUUUGUUACAGAAUUUACUUUGGCAGGUGUUAAAUCUAUAUAAAAUAUAUGUCUCUUAAUAUUUUAAAAGUUCUCAAUGUAGCCCUCCUCACAGCCCACACUGUGCUGUUUAGAUGACCAUAGUGUUAAAAUGCUGUACUUACCUGUUAAUUCUAAACUAAUGUGAUUUGUCAGCUUAAACCUUCAGUUGAACCUGUUUUCAAAUGUAUGGGUGGAAGAACUAAAUUUGCACAGAAAUGUU